Molecule: messenger RNA, 2750 nt
Organism: Mauremys reevesii (Reeves's turtle)
Lineage: Eukaryota; Metazoa; Chordata; Testudines; Geoemydidae
Gene: SLC28A3
Product: solute carrier family 28 member 3
Exons: 17
Coding region: 806-2542 (578 amino acids)
Biological process (GO): purine nucleoside transmembrane transport; pyrimidine nucleoside transport
Cellular component (GO): membrane
Molecular function (GO): pyrimidine- and adenosine-specific:sodium symporter activity; purine-specific nucleoside:sodium symporter activity
Source: RefSeq, a predicted model, not a curated record
CUAAAUUUGUCCAUGUGAGGCCAUGACACUAACAUUCUGACUCUCUAUGACCAAGUGGAUGCUUUUAUAAAAAAAAACUGAAUUCCAGAAGUGCAAAUGUGGAGACAAAGACUUUACCUGUUUUCCACUGCUUCAUGCAUAUGUCACUGAUGUCUGAACUGGGGAAAUUGAGCAGAGCAAAAUUAAAGAAAUAACAGUAGAUCAUUUGGCCCAUUUGACAUCUGAGCUCAAGUCAUAUUUCCCAACAUUCAGCACAACUCAGCUCAACCCAGCUGGGUCAGAAACACAUUCAUUUUGUCAGAUGUAAGCAGCAUUAACCUCUCUACCAGUCAGCAAGAAAAUCUUCUUGAGCUGUCCUCAGACCGUGGUCUGCAAAUGAAGUUUAAUGAUUCCACACCAACCAGUUCUGGUGUUGAGUACAAAAGAAUACACUGACCUUGGGAACCAUGCUUUGGAUGUUCUGUUACCUUUUGGGUCAACAUAUCUUUCUGUUAGUCUUAUUUUCUGCUAUGAUUGCCAUCAGGAGUAGGAAUGGACUCAGUGUGAAGAAAAACUUAAUUGUCGCUGUCACUUCAGUGCCUCCCAGAAUGACAAGGCUCAAGUGAAAUACAGACUCAAGUAUCACACUGAAAUAAUGACUCUGAAGGUGAUGUUAUAAAUGAGGAGGGGUUAAGAAGCAGGAAUUUACAAAACAGGGAUGCUGUGCAUAGUAACCCGGAGGAUACAUACAUCAAUAUCGAGAGUGAUCAGCAUAAAAACAAACAAGACUCAGUAGCUGAGAAAACAUUCUUAAAAGGCUUACCUGAUGAUAGUCAUCGCAGCAUGUGUCCUGAAUUUUCAGAGAGCCCUGGCGCUUUUUGUACUCACUGUUCUAGCCAUCUUCUUCAUCUGCUGGGAUUUUUUAAUAGCCAGAUAUGAAGACAAAAUAGCUGAGUUCUUUUCCCCUUGUGAAAGGUUUCUGAAACAACAGUGGUUUUGGCUAAAAUGGGUGGUGUGGAUAGCUCUCAUUGCAGCUAUCAUUUGCUGGCUCAUCUUUGACACUGCCAAACAGGGAACCAAUCAGCUCAUCUCCUUUGGUGGGCUUGUGAUGUAUGUUCUCUUGAUGUUGAUCUUUUCCAAAUACCCAACCAAAGUUGCUUGGAGACCAGUAUUUUGGGGAAUUGGAUUGCAGUUUAUUCUUGGACUUGUUACUCUGAGGACUAAAGCAGGAUUUGAUGUAUUUAAUUGGCUGGGUAGGCAGAUACAGAUUUUCCUGGAAUACUCUGAUGACGGUGCUAAAUUUGUGUUUGGUGAAAAAUAUACAGAUCAUUUAUUUGCCUUUAAGGUCCUGCCAAUAGUGGUUUUCUUCAGCACAGUCGUGUCUAUGCUUUACCAUGUUGGAUUCAUGCAAUGGCUCAUUAAAAAGGUUGGUUGGAUAAUGCAGGUUACCUUGGGGACAACUCCCGUUGAGUCCCUGGUAGCAGCUGGCAACAUAUUUGUGGGACAGACAGAAUCUCCUCUUCUAGUGAGGCCCUAUUUACCGUAUGUCACCAAGUCUGAACUCCACUCGAUCAUGACUUCAGGGUUCUCAACCAUCGCCGGCAGUGUCUUAGGAGCAUACAUUUCUUUUGGGGUUUCAGCCUCCCAUUUACUAACUGCUUCUGUGAUGUCAGCACCAGCAUCACUGGCUAUCUCCAAACUAUUCUGGCCUGAGACUAAAAUACCCCAAAUAACUCUGAAGAGUGGUGUAAAAAUGGAGAAAGGAGACUCAAAAAACCUGCUGGAAGCUGCUAGUCAGGGUGCCUCUGCCUCCAUCCCAUUGGUGGCGAACAUUGCUGUGAACCUGAUCGCCUUCCUUGCUUUGCUCUCUUUCGUUGAUUCAGCACUGUCUUGGUUGGGGAAUAUGUUUAACUACCCACAGCUGAACUUCGAGAUCAUUUGCGCUUAUGUCUUCAUGCCAUUUUCUUUUAUGAUGGGGGUAGACUGGGAAGAUAGUUUUAUUGUCGGUGGACUCCUAGGUUACAAGACUUUCUUCAAUGAAUUUGUGGCUUAUGAGCGUCUUUCAAUGUUGAUCCACUUGCGGGAGAAAGGUGGGCCCAUGUACAUUGGUGGUGUGAAGCAAUAUAUGACCAUCCGUUCUGAAACCAUUGCCACCUAUGCCCUCUGUGGAUUUGCAAAUUUUGGUUCUCUGGGAAUGGUGAUAGGAGGACUCACAUCUAUGGCUCCUUCCAAAAAAAGGGACAUUGCUGAUAGUGCCUUUAGGGCGAUGAUUGCUGGUACUGUCGCCUGCUUCAUGACAGCUUGUAUUGCAGGAAUAUUAUCUGUAGCGGUUGUGGAGGUUCCAUGCCACAUUUUAUUAGGGGAUGCUUUCAAUGUAACAAAUUUGCCAAGCAACACCACAAAAGUAGUUGGAUGCUGCCAAGAUCUCUUUAACAGCACCACUGCAAACAAUUCUCAAGAGAUCGUCUUAGGAGGAAACUACAGCCUAAGCUCUUUGAGAGGAUGUUGCCAAAUACUGGACUCUCCCACUUUUAAUUGCAGUUGGACCACUUCAUUAUUUUGAACUGGGACCAGUCAUAACCAAGAGGCUGGAAUAGGGUCACAUCUGUUUGUUGGACAGGUGGAAAGAAAUUAAGAGUGGAGAAAUAUUUUUCUGCUUAAGGAAUGUGCAAUAGUUUGAGCCUUAGUUUCCUUUCACACCAGUACAACUCCUUUGAUUUUAGUGGAAUUACUCCUAAAUUAUUCUGGGGUAAAUAAAAAGACAACCAGGC